UAUUCAAGCACAUUUCAAGAUCGCUUCGCUGGGAUCCAGAGAUGGCGUCUAAACUGAUCCUAGGAUGCCUAGCGCUCAUGGUAGCAUCAACUUAUGCUAGAUCAACAUACAAAAGAAACGCUAACCCUUGUCCCCCGGGAUGUCCCGGUAGCUGUGCGCCCGCUUGUGCGGUAUCCUGUUGUAUGCCUCCACCACCCGCACCACCACCGCCCCCACCUCCACCUCCACCACCACCAGAGCCAGCUAAGCCAGGACCCCCCGGACCUUCAGGAAGAAUGGGACCUCCCGGACCAGUGGGACCUAUCGGACCCAUGGGAGAGGCCGGACCUCCAGGACCACCCGGACCCCAGGGACCCCCAGGACCACCCGGAGAGCCAGCUCCUCCACCACCACCACCUCCUCCGUGUCCUCCAGUGUGCGCCCAUACCUGUGUCUCAUCCUGCCCGACCUCGUGCUGCUCUGGCAGAAAGUAAACGACCACGUGGUGAUGCGACGUCAUUGGCACGAAAAUUAGUUCUAACUUCUAAGUUUAGCGUUCGUAAAGUACUUUUUCAGUGGAUUUUUUUUUUGUUGUAUUUGCUUUGUACAAAUGAAAUAGAAGGCAGAGAGAAGACGAAUUGCUGAAAGUUCAUUCGUAGGUGUGUGUAAGCACGAGGAACAUUCAAAUAAAAAAAUAUUUACUUUG
Stylophora pistillata is the source of this 685-nucleotide messenger RNA. RefSeq lists its product as uncharacterized. Lineage: Eukaryota; Metazoa; Cnidaria; Anthozoa; Scleractinia; Pocilloporidae. The record is from RefSeq and is a predicted model, not a curated record.